Messenger RNA from Engraulis encrasicolus (European anchovy), 3554 nucleotides. RefSeq names its product phosphodiesterase 5A, cGMP-specific, a (gene pde5aa). Gene Ontology annotation, molecular function: protein binding; 3',5'-cyclic-GMP phosphodiesterase activity. NCBI's taxonomy places the organism in Eukaryota, Metazoa, Chordata, Actinopteri, Clupeiformes, Engraulidae. The record is from RefSeq and is a predicted model, not a curated record. The coding region runs from base 938 to 3481 and encodes 847 amino acids. Gene Ontology annotation, biological process: signal transduction. The transcript is spliced from 19 exons.
UGUGUGAGUUUAAGAUUUUGAGGAAGCAAGAUAUAGCAUCAAUUUUAACUUCCCAAAAUGUGAUGACCAUUGAUAGACCUACACCGUCGGUCACCGAGGCAGCGGGAGGAACUUCCUAGACACCUUAAUUAGGUUUCGGAUAAUCCUUUACCUUGAAAGUGAUGUACGUAAAAAGCUCAGGGAAUCACAAAGGACACUAAUACCUGCCGUGGAUUACCUGAGCUUUACGCAACAGUUUACCUGCAAUUCGGUGAUCCUCGGGGCCAAACAUCAAGCGCGGGAGCGCUACUGGGUCCCACUUUCAGAUGUGUCAUAGUCAGAGUUCCACAGGUUGCACACAGUUGUUCUGUACUCGCUUAUUCCUUUGUGUUUUGCAAGGACGCGAUGCCCUGUCUGCACGGGGACUCGGUGGCUGCUGAAAGCGAUUACCAGUCAAACGUGAAUAUACCAUUCAUUUCUGUAGGCCGAGUGAAACAGCGCACAGGCAAAAACUGUGUUGAGGAGGACACUUUCGUCACCAGCGCGGGGUGGAUAUUCUCACCACUGUGGAGCCGGCGCGCUCAAUCGCGAUCCUUUGGGUUUCCUAAAGCUGUUGGGAGCAAGACAGUAGACGCCUUGCUGGACUAUCAGUCUGAUUCUGCGCGCAAUUAUUUCUCAAGAAGAGCAUCCAGGUAAGAUUUUCUUUUAUAAAAUAGUGUAGACUGCUUGCAAAAUGUGUCUUUCGUUCAGGCACCACAAUCAAUAAGGGCCAUUUGUUUUAAUAAGUCCAUGACAAAGAAAGUUCAUUGAACAUACAUUGGGGAAUUGGGGUACAGUGGGUAGGCCUAUGUGUGGAAUUGCUGUGGCUGUUUUAAAAUCCCUAAAACCAAAAUAAGGCCAAUGGAUAUUCCUAUGUAUCAUUUACUGUUACAAUUCUGUGUUCUGUUUCAUAUUGGAUAUGGAUACAUAUGUAUUUUUAAUUUUGUCCACCAGGGAAAUGGUAAAUGGCUCAUCUGCAGACAAGUGUUGCCGUGGCUCAAAAGGAGGGGCUAGGGCUAAAAAGGAUGCCCGUGCCCUCACACCAGAGCUAUGUCGGCGGAGGGAAUCCCAUCCACAGACCGGCCCCUCCAGGAGGUUCUCCGGUCCUUUCCUCAACAGACCAUCCUCCACCGUCCCCUCACUGGAACAGGGUGACUACCUGACUCUCGAAAAAUGCCCCCAUGCCUCAUCAUGGUCAUCGUUAUCACCGUUGCCGCCGCGGUCUCCGACGUGUCUGAAGUCUCCCACCUCACCGCGCGCCAUGCGCUCCCCGUGGUCCCCUCGGCUACCGCGGUCCCCUAGACGGGUGGGCCCCUGCGGACGCCGUGCCUCCUGCGACUGGAUGGUGGAGGUGAUGGGUGGCGCUCCGUGCCGCCAAAGCCUGUCUGAGGUCUGCCACAGGGUGCUGCAGCACGUGGGGCAUGCCAUCGCGGCAGAGCAGUGCUCCUUCGCCCUGGUCACAGACAACAGGGCUGGGGGCAAAUGUCUCAGCGGCGUGGUCUUUCACAUGCAUGAGGAUGACACGCGUGGUGGACAGGGUCAACCAAACUGGGACAAGUGCAUCAUGGAGCACAUAGUAGAGACUGGAAAGGCAGUCAACAUAAUGGAUGUGUGUGAGGAUGCCAGGUUCUGUGAGGAGCUGGAUUUCGUACCAGUGUCCAGGCCCAAGAGCAUCUUGGGUCUGCCUGUUCACAACCCCAGAGAAGAGCUUGUAGGUGUUGUCAUGGUGACCAACAAGUCUGUUUCCGCCAGCAACUACGGCCAGUACUUUUUCUCAGAGGAAGAUGAAAAGAUUUUGUCAACCCAUAUGGCGAUGCUGGGGGUCAUCUUGGACAAUGCACAGCUGUGUGAGAAUGCAGAACAAGAGAGCAGACGGAGCCAAGUGCUACUGGAUUUCGCUCUGCUGCUGUCAGAAAAGCAUGACUCCCAGGAGUCUCUGCUAAACAAAAUGGCUUCCACCAUCCUACCCAUCACCAGGGCACAACUCUGCAGUGUUUACUUCACUGACAGCACUGAUGAGAGACAAUGUGAUGUGAACAGGAUUAGUCAUGCCUACGCUCUUCAUGUGAAAAACUCACUUGAAACACUUAAUGUGGCCAACAUCUCCAAAGACAGCAAUGCUCUGCUUGAUCAGGCAACAGACGCAAGCGAUGAGAUGAGGACUCUAGUUUGCACGCCUGUCAGAAAUGGACCUGAGGGAAAUGUUUUAGGAGUGUGUCAGCUUGUGAACAAGCAGAGUGUGGGAGCCAGCCGAGCGGAGGUGUUUGGCCGAGCAGAUGAGCGCCUCCUGGAGGAUUUUGCCUUAUACUGCGGCCUGGCCCUCAAGAACCUGGACAUCCAGCAGAGGGCAGAGCAGACCCGAGCCAAGCAAGCUGUCACUCGGGAGGUGUUAUCCUACCACAUCUCUGCAACAGAGGAGGAAAUCAUGACCUUGCAGGAGUCCUCCAUUCCCACAGCAGAAUCCCUCUUCCUCCUGGAUUACAGUUUCAGUGAUUUUGGUUUGCCAGAUACAGUCACAACACGGGCAACAGUCCGUAUGUUCAUGGACCUCAACCUGCUUCAGGAAUUCAACAUUGACUACAAGAGCCUGUGCCGAUGGGUUCUGAGUGUGAGGCGCUGCUACCGGCGGGAUGUGGCGUACCACAACUGGCACCACGCCCUGAGCACUGCCCAGUGCAUGUUUGCCAUGCUGAAGGCCACCGGUUACCUGCAGAGCAAUUUCACCAAUUUGGAGAUCUUGGCUCUCAUGAUUGCUACCCUCUGCCAUGAUCUCGACCACAGAGGAGUCAACAACUCAUACAUAGAAAGGAGUCAGCAGCCUCUUGCCCAGCUGUAUGGCCACUCAUCAUUGGAGCAUCACCACUAUGACCUGUGUGUCCUCAUCCUCAACAACCCAGGUAGUGAGAUCCUGAGCGGGUUGUCACAGCAGGACUAUCAACAGUGCCUACAAAUGAUUGAGAAAAACAUUCUGGCCACAGACCUUGCCCUCUACAUGCAGAGGAGGGAAGAGUUCUUCAAGAUUGCAAGGAGACAGAACCUCUGUUUGGAAGAUCAGGAUCACAGAGAACUGUUGAGAUCAAUGUUGAUGACAGCAAGUGAUAUAUCUGCGAUCACGAAGCCUUGGCCUGUGCAGAAAAAGACUGCCAGCCUUAUUGCAUCCGAGUUCUUUGCUCAAGGGGACCGUGAGAAAGAUGAAUUCAAUAUCAGGCCCAUGGGUGUAAUGAACCGAGAGAACAGCACUCGUUUACCGCACAUGCAAGUGGAGUACAUUAAUGGGAUAUGUGCCCCGUUGUACAAGGCUCUUGCUCGGAUGUUCGAGCCUUGCACCCCACUUCUACAGGGCUGCAUGAACAACCGCGACAACUGGCAGCGGCUUGCUGAGGGAGAUGGAACUGACGAGGCUGAGGCUGAUGACGAGGCUGAGGCUGAUACCGAGGCUGAGGCGGAGGCGGAGGAGGGGUAGCCUGGAAGAGAAAUGGAGACAAGGGGAAAAAAUCAAAUGAAACCGCUAUAGUGUACAGCUCAGAAGCACAGAA